This is a messenger RNA of Soboliphyme baturini, 750 nucleotides long. Lineage: Eukaryota; Metazoa; Nematoda; Enoplea; Dioctophymatida; Soboliphymatidae. The record is from the annotation of a GenBank genome assembly.
AUGAAGUGGACGCUUUUCAGGAGGCUGGCAGACAACCACCUGGUUUGUGACUGUCGAUUGACGUGGUUGGCAAGGUGGCUGAAUCGGCACCCGAGGUUGGGUCUUAACACUCGUUGCCAAGCGCCCGUUUUCCUGAGAGGACGAAAUCUGGCCGAGGUGGAUGAAGAUGAACUGCAGUGCAGCGGAAUCGAGAAUCAUCUGGAGACCGGGUGUCAGAGACUCAGCGUUUGUCCGCCGAUGUGCGCCUGCACCGAAUCGACCAUCGACUGUCGAGACCGAAGUCUGACACAGGUUCCGCCGAACUUGCCCGAUACAACGUCUGAGCUGUACGUUUCGUGCUUCUACACUUUUUAUGAUGCAUACGCAGAGUUUUGUAUUUCAGUGGAGACUGGAGCAAAACCGGAUUUCCUAUUUGCCCUCAAAAGCAUUUUCGAAUCUGAGGAACAUGAAACGACUGUGAUGACCUUAGCAACAACGCCAUCAGUCAAAUCGCCCCGGAUGCUUUUGAAGGCUUGGAAUCUCUCAGUUCACUGUACAAAAUGCGUUUUUUUUUGUUUUAGUGUUUUUUUUGUGAUUUUAUGGCUUUACAACUUGCAAUUGCUGCUUCUGAAUGCAAACAAACUGCAGUGUAUACGAAAGGAGACAUUCAGCGCUUUGUCUAACCUGAAUCUCCUGUCACUGUAUGAUAAUCAAAUCAAGUCGCUGGCCGACGGAACUUUCGCUGAUCUUAUACACCUCCAGACAUUGUAA